Molecule: messenger RNA, 204 nt
Organism: Clunio marinus
Lineage: Eukaryota; Metazoa; Arthropoda; Insecta; Diptera; Chironomidae
Source: the annotation of a GenBank genome assembly
AUGUUAACUCAUACCUCACAGGUAUCUCGAUUUUCUAUAGAAAUUAGCUUUGAUUUAAGUACAAAGCUUGGAAAGUGCUACAAUGUUUCUCAUCAAUAUGAAUCCAUGAAUGAAACGUUGUGUUUGGAAAUCCUUUGUUUGAAAAUUAUUAUGGAUUUCCCACAGGGGUCGGAAGCCGAAGCGGUAGCGGAAGCGGAAGCUUAA